AUGGGCUCCCAAGGUGACGCCAGAGACAGAGGGCCUACCUCCCCGGAGGCAAUAACGGGCGGGGAGACCCUGAACCCACGACCGGGGGACCCUGAGGUGAUCCAACGAUACAUUGGUGACCUCAAGACCUACCUUACCCAGAUGAUCUCUCAAAGCACAAGAGAAAUAAAGGCAGAGAUCUGGGAGGUGGGACAGCGAAUGGCCGAUCUAGAGGAGAGAGUGGAGACGGUGGUGACAGCUCACAACCACAUGGCCGACUGCACCCUGGAGCUCCACCAACGAAUUCUGGCACUGCCCGUCCCGCCGGAACAACCUCCGACUGCGGGGCGUACCGGAGGGAGCUGGUGA
Molecule: messenger RNA, 348 nt
Organism: Pelobates cultripes (western spadefoot toad)
Lineage: Eukaryota; Metazoa; Chordata; Amphibia; Anura; Pelobatidae
Source: the annotation of a GenBank genome assembly